Engraulis encrasicolus (European anchovy) is the source of this 6182-nucleotide messenger RNA. It is a transcript of the gene perm1a, whose product is annotated as PPARGC1 and ESRR induced regulator, muscle 1. Gene Ontology annotation, biological process: regulation of DNA-templated transcription; response to muscle activity. The record is from RefSeq and is a predicted model, not a curated record. The transcript has 5 exons. The coding region runs from base 192 to 4424 and encodes 1410 amino acids. Gene Ontology annotation, cellular component: cytoplasm; nucleus. NCBI's taxonomy places the organism in Eukaryota, Metazoa, Chordata, Actinopteri, Clupeiformes, Engraulidae.
CACUGAAGAGGGCCCUCAGCGCAAGGGCAGAGUUUGAGAAGGACACUCGUCACAGCAUGCCUCUCCCUGCCGACGACACCGCUCCCUCUCUCGCUGCUGUGAAUGUAGCACACAGCGCUGUCGCCGGGUAGGGGGUCGAGGAGUAGGACUAGAACCAACAGAGAGGGCGGGCUGGGGAAUCAUUCUUCACCAUGGACGACUUCGAGUACAGCGUACAGAUGUCGGAGAAAGACUGGAAUAGCUUCUUCCAGGAGUGCGAGGAGUGUGAUCUCCUGCCACCGGUGCUCGCAGGGCUAGAUGACUCUGGGAUGAGCGACUUUGAUGAAUUUGGCCCACACAGGAGGUCCCGACAGGGCAGAGACACAGCUCAGUCUGGUGGAGACCUAAAUGAUGGACCUCUGCACGAGGAGAGUCUGUGCAUGGACAGGUACGGCCUAUGCAGUCCAGACUACGUGUUGUCGGGGAGUGAGGAUGAUAUGCACAUUGAUCGAUCUGUCAAUCGCUUUUUCGAGCAUUUGAGGAGUAUGGCUAAUAUUCCUGAGCAGUCUCAUAAGCCCCCCACUGCUAAUGGGAAUGCGAAGAGAACCCAGGGCACCAACAAGGUGGACUUUCCGCCAACCAAUGGCCUACCAAAGACGACACCUCUCGGAGCUAAGAACAACCAAAGUGCCCUAGGCUCAGGUGAUGUCAAGCCAAAGAGUAAGGCAGACUGUAGGUUUCCAGACGUUUCUUCUAAAGCCACGGCAGACUGGUACGCUCGUAGCAUGAUGUCAGCACUCAGGGAGGACUGGCCGGUCAAUCAGAAUAAAGAUACAGCCCAUAAUAAUAACAAGCUCUCCAAGGACACACUGCCGGCCCAGCGAAGGUCAUCUGACACUGGUCCAGUGCUGAGCUCAGCCUUGGCCGGAUGUAGAAACGGCCCAGAAGUAUUAUUGCGAGGGGAUGAAGCAUAUGGCCUGUCAGUACCCAGGAAGGCUUCAGAAUACCCAGAAGGGCAGUCUCCUUGCGUAACCCCACGUAGGAAGAAAAAGAGGAAGAAAAGGAUGAGCAUGGAGCCUGUGGAAGCAGGGCACAGCUACGAGGGCCAGUUCACAGGUGCUCUUACUGAUUCGGACGAGGAUAGACACUUGCGCAGAACAGAGUUAGAGAAGCCGCAAUGGGGGAGUUUGCCUGGGGAGUUUGGCACAGUUAAAAUGGCUGACAAAAGCAGCAGUGAUCCCAAGCGCCUGUCACUACACAACCCCGCUGUGAUUGAUAGCCUCUCAGAUCAGUUGCCAGUACAAGCAAACUCACGCACACGGAUUGACAGAGUCACAGGGCCAAGAGAGCUAUCUACAGCUGGAAACCAAGCUGACAGUAUUGACUUACCGAGAGCACUCCCGCAGGGCACCUACAAUUCUCAAACUGUGGGGAACACAGAACCACAGAGUCGCAGAAGCACAGACAUGUCCAAGGAAAGGUGCUUGGAGGCACCAUUAUCAUUAUUAUCACCACUGCAGAGGCUUAUGAAAGGAAAUAGCUGCAAACCUGACGAGUCACCUGUGUCAGCAAAUGUCAAAGACCAGACAGAGACCCCAACACACAUUUUCAAUAGCAGCGUGUCAACACACAGUGAUGGCGAUAAGGUGUUGGGUAACUCAACACAAACCAGCACUCAACUGUUGGAAGCACAGAAAUCCGAUCAGGUGCAGGGCUGUCAUUCAUCCGUUGAUCCUGAAGGAUCACAAAUUGUAAAUAGGCCAAAGACUGCAGCACACACGCCUCCAGGCAGUCAGAUAGGACAAACGGGACAACCUCUUUCACAAAAUGGAGUGCUUGAAGGUGAGGGAGGACACAGUCAUCCAUCAGCUUCACUAGCACAGAUAAACAACACUUCACCUCUAGACCCAGGAAAACCUUUUCCAAUGGGUGAUUCAUCAGUGACAGCUAAUGCACAAAAUGAUAUCAGACCCAAACUUGCAAACGGCCACAUUGCCACAGCUGUAGAUGCCCUGAAAUGUACACAGCUUGUAAAACUUUCCCACGAACCCCCAAACAAAGACUCUUCAGUCACCCUCAAUGGCAAUCUUCCACACACAGCCCCUUCUAAUGCUCGAGGAGCAAACCUGCAGACGUUACUAGACUUACUAGAUAGCAACAACAAGCCCAGUGCAUUGCCAGCACAUUUACAUGGCCCAGCAGCAGAAACAGCAGCGGUGGUAGCACUAACUGCCACAUGUCCCCCAGCUCUGGGCAAUGCAGCCCUUGACAAACAGAUGCAAAUCAGGGUGGAAAGUGCUGAGCUAGCAGAUCACGGCCGUGAUAACACCCGGAGCAAACAGAUCAUUGCAUAUCCUGCCGAAGCAGAUCCUAAAUGUACUCCUGCUGGUCCUCUCUGUUGUACCUCCCCCUCCUCCACAGAGGAAACAGACGCUAACAAACAUGACACACCUCCUCCUGUAACUCGUGAAAUGCAAAAUGGGCAACCCAAACAACUGUCUAAAGCUGAAACGGACUCAGGCAUUAUUAAUUCAUAUGGCAAGGGAUUAUGUGACUUGUCAAAGGCUAGUGACACUGAAAAAAAUGUUGCACUGGAAUCUAAUUGCACUGAUGAAUCACGCAAAACAGGUAGUGGUGCACAUGAUGAAAUGAGCGUUUUGACCAAGCCCACUACAGAAUACAGUGACACUGGCAACAGUCAGCUUCAGAGGUCAUCAGACACCUCAAAUGCUGUUGUAAAAGAACCCUGCAAAGCAGUUUCAGCACAGUCUUCCCAAAAUAAGGAAGCUGCCAAACCGGCAACAGAUGCAGCAGCCUCAAACGCUUCUCCGCACCUCCCUCCUGAGGAGGACAAGUUGGACACCAUACCCGAGAAGAAGGAUGCAGAUGCCGUGAGCAAUGACCCUCCCCCAGUCUUUGCCAUGUCCUCAUUCUGGAAUGAGAUGGAGAAGCUGACCAUCAACGACAUUCUGCGCUUGCGCAUGGUCGGCCACGCCCAACAUCCGAGCAUCCUGACCCCUCUGGCCGAGGACGACCUCAGCGAGGCCUCGCAUGCCAGGGACUCGGGUUACUUCACGCACGUGGACGACACCCGGCCAGAUCGAUCGUCCGGAGACAUGUCCACCAUGUCAGACUUUGACGAAGAGCAAGACCAAGAAGUUCCCAAGCAAGAGCUAGAACAGGAGGAGGUAUCAACUGACCCCUCCGCCAACAUCUUGUGGGUUAAUGAACCCGAUUCCCCCUCUGCGUUGGCUGAGACGGAGGAUGUCUUGUUAAUCAGCACAGACACGGCCAUACCUCAGUCACUCUAUGCAGAGCAGCAGUACUUCAGAAAGAUGUGUAAGAACAUCAGUAUGCAGAACCUCCGGGCCCUGGAGAACCAGCCCCUGCGGCAGAUACUGAGGAACGCCUCAGUCCAGUCGCUGCGGUCACUGGACGACGAUAGUGCAGCUGACCCUUUCUAUCACAUAGACACAUCUGCACAGUUUUCUGAUGACGAGUCCGUGGCGGAUGGCCAUGGUUUCUCCCUCUCAGAGAUGAUGGAGUAUUUGUUCUGUGGUGGUGAUGAUGAUGCCAUUUCUACUGUGUCAGAGACAGACAACUUGAUUGCAUCACACAUUAGUGGCACUUCUGUCCCCGAGACCUAUGAUGACUUUUACACAGAGUUUGAGACAAGCAGCCUCUUCUUCCCUGAGCAGUCCACUGGGUCAGACUCGAGCAAAUUAAUGCCCAUUUUCUCCUGUUCUCGUGCCUCUAGUCGCAACAGUAACUUCGGUAACGUCCAGUUCCCUGAAGCUUACGACUACUUCUUUCCCGACUCCCCUCCACAGUCAGACAAUGAGGAAGAGCGUGAGCACUCUCCCCCGAUUCGUGUCGUCUCACGGUAUCAGAACAAGACGUCAACUCUCUACAACACCAGCGAUAGUGCUGAUGGGGCCUUUUGGACCAGCCCUCUUUCCCUGCGUAAGGUGCGGCGCAAAAGCCUAACCGUCCCAACCUCCAACCAAAACAACAACUUCUCACUGGUUCCCGUGACCAGUGGCAGGAAAACAGGCAGGCGGCCGAUGCAGCCGUUCAGCGUGAUGGGGUUUGAGGACCAGGGCUCCUUCCCCGACCCCGUGCUGUGCGACCUGGAGAGCCGCAUCUUCAGGAAGCUGGCUGAGCAGCAGAUGCGUUGCCCGGAGACGACCGUCGUAGACCCCCGCGUGGAUGCCCCUCUGGUUCCCCUUAAGCAGUCCGACAUGUGUCUGGUCUGCAUUGCCUUCGCCUCCUGGGUCAUGAAGUCCGUCAGCCCUCAAGGUGCUGACACAUGGAAAGCUGUUCUGCUGGCCAACAUCAGUGCUCUGUCAGCUAUCCGAUACUUGAGGAGGUACAAGUACAUGAGGGACGAGGCGGCCGCGGCCGCGAUGGGAGCCAAGCCGUUGCCACAGAGCAGCCAGUCCUAGAGCAGAGCAGCCAUGUUCCACUGCCUCAUAUCGCAUCAUAUCAGGAGCGCCCACCACUCCUAUCCCAUCGCAGCCAGGCCGUACCAGGCUCCAGCUCACUACAGCUCCUCUACUACAUACCUACAGUCCACUGCUGCUCCUUUUCACAGCUUACUUUUACACUGACUCAUUUUUUUUGCAGAUUGUACACAAGGGCACUGCUAAUAACUUGGGCUCCUAUGAAAGAUUACAGAUUUAGCAAAGCAAUAUUAUUAUUUAUUACGAUAUAAUUAUUAUUAUAUCUACCUUAUUAUUAUAUUAUAUAUUGUUCAAAAGGCCUCCUGUCCGUGUUGGGUGUUAAAGGAACAGACCAGCCUUUUUAGAUUUUGACAUAUUUGCAGUAUUUCCCAGCAUUAUUCAUGAAUGUGCAUAUCAUUUUCUUCUCAGUGUUUUCAGUUCUUAGAUUUAUAGGAUCAGAAUUAUUAGCAUAGCUUAGCAUAAUCACUGGAAGUAAAUGGUAUCUUUAGCAUCAAGUCAAAGGUAAUCACUGGACGGAAUUAAAUUGCUGUUUUACACUGGGGAAUUUUACAUUAAUUUUAAAAUGGUUUAUAAGUAAAUUUGAUGAGGUUUCAUUUUGUACCAUAGACUUGCAUUACUAUGCCUAAUUUAGCUAUACUGUUAAACGGGGCAAUGCAAACACAUGGAUGAAAAUGAUAUGCACAUUCAUGAAUAAUGCUUGGAAAUACUGCAAAUAUGUGAAAAUCAAAAAAGGGUGGUCUGUUCCUUUAAGACUCUUCCUAAACCCAACCUGCACCCUCACAUACCAUUUAAGUAUAUUAUAUAUAACUACAUUGUCAUAUAUAAUUAUUAAUACAUAUUAUAUAUACCAUAUAUAUAUACACAUAUUGUUAGCAGCCUUCAUAGUGGACCCUCACGGUGAUGGGCCCUAAGAAUGAUCCUAAACCCAACCCAAGCCAUACCCACACAUACCCUUUAAGUGUGUAACAACAGUGUGUUGUGUAUAGUUGAUGUGGUAGGAGAUAUUACAGAUGUGUGUGCAUUUCACGUAUUGCACAUAUGUUGCAUACUGGACGUGGUGUGUAAAUUCAAGCACUGUUUGGACGUGACCUUGCAUUUUUGACUGAGGCCAGAAUGAUAGAUCUUAUUGCUGUUUGGGAGUUUCAGAGCCAUGAAAAGUAGUCAAAAUAUAACAUAUCUUUUUUUUUUAAAGAUUUUUUUUUGGUCUUUUUCGACUUGGUUGCGAAAUGACCCGGGCCGGGAAUGGCCUGGAAUCGGACUCAGGUCGGCUGCAUGGCAGAUGAGUGCCCUACCGGUUGGCCAUGGCAGGGCCAAAAUGUAACAUAUCUUAUAUGUGAGUCGGGUAAAGUGCAUUAGCAAAACUUGAAAAGACCAAAAUGCAUGUCCUUUUGAAAGAUGUAUAUUUUUGUGUUAAAUCAGGUAUGUAUUUGUACUUGAAGAAAGUUUUAGUAUGUGGUUAAAGAGAUGGAUGAACCGAAUGUGUCAAGAAGACAGCGACUGUGAUGUAUUGAGUUUGCUCAUUAAGCACUAAUGAAAGGAUAUGGCAUAUUCUCUGUUAGUUAUAGACAAUGAAGGACUAAAUGGACGUGAUGUCAUGCACUUUGUUACCUUUAUGAAAAUGCAACAUUUUCAGAGGGAAACUUGCACCUUAAUUUGAACCUUUGGUCUGUAGUAAAUUCAUUAGUUGCUGGUUGAUUUUUUUUGUUAUGUUGUGAGAAAAAAAAAGAUUAAAAACAUAUU